This is a messenger RNA of Drosophila busckii, 639 nucleotides long. It is a transcript of the gene Cpr47Ea, whose product is annotated as cuticle protein CP14.6. NCBI's taxonomy places the organism in Eukaryota, Metazoa, Arthropoda, Insecta, Diptera, Drosophilidae. The record is from RefSeq and is a predicted model, not a curated record. Gene Ontology annotation, molecular function: structural constituent of chitin-based larval cuticle. Gene Ontology annotation, cellular component: chitin-based extracellular matrix.
ACGAGCCUUCCAAGCGCAUUACAAACCUUCAUAGCCCAAACAAAGCGCGUUCAUUUGAAGUCAUGCAGUUGAUAAGCUACUCCUAUGCUGUCGCCGCCCUUGCGAUUUGCUGCUUGAGCGCCGUUACAGCGCAGCCUCAGCGUGGUCUGGCCCAGCCGCGCUCCAACUCGUUUGAUGCGAACGCUGUGAUAUUAAAGCAGAACUUUGAUCUUAAUCCGGAUGGCUCCUAUCAGUACAACUAUGAGACAAGCAAUGGCAUACGCGCUGAUGAGGCUGGCUAUCUGAAGAAUCCGGGCUCGCAGUUGGAGGCACAGGUUAUGCAAGGCUCUUACUCCUACACAGGACCUGAUGGCGUUGUCUACACCAUUAACUAUAUUGCCGAUGAGAACGGCUAUCGUGCUGAGGGCGCUCAUAUACCCACACCGCCUCCAGUGCCACGCCCCGCUGGCGCUCCCGGACGAUUCUUCAAAUAAUUGCUUUGACUUUGACAUUUAAAACGGUUUUAAUUUGUUAUAUACGCAUCCAAGACGAAGUUCAGGGCUGCACUCAAUACACAGACCUCUUAACGAUUUCUCACUGUACAAUCUGCACACACACAUACUCUCUCACUCACACACGCAUAUUCAUUUCAUAUGCACA